Molecule: messenger RNA, 3128 nt
Organism: Ixodes scapularis (black-legged tick)
Lineage: Eukaryota; Metazoa; Arthropoda; Arachnida; Ixodida; Ixodidae
Product: glucose dehydrogenase [FAD, quinone]
Exons: 12
Coding region: 224-2125 (633 amino acids)
Molecular function (GO): flavin adenine dinucleotide binding; oxidoreductase activity, acting on CH-OH group of donors
Source: RefSeq, a predicted model, not a curated record
GGCGCCGGGAAGUCGGUGGACCGUUAGAACCGUUAGAAAGCGCGAGGGACGCGAGCCCGCGAGCUGUUUUGCUUCUGGGAGUGCGUCGCGGCGCGAGGUUCGUGCCGCGUUCGUGCGCGCGCGGCUUUCUUUUCUUUUUCGUGGGAACUCGUUGUUUUUGUAAUGUGGUCAAGCAUAGAUUUUCGUCAUCACCACACCACCUGAUGUGCCAAGUGGGGAAACAAUGACUGCCGAAAGCCGGGACAUCAAUGGUUUCGAGCUCCAAUGGACGUGCGGCUCCACGCCUGUGGCUGGACGGCGUAAGGCUUUCGGGGGAGGCUCGGCGGGGUCGGUUCUCGCUAACCGACUGUCCAGCGACGCGUCCACGAAAGUGCUGCUCCUGGAAGCCGGGGGUCUCGAAGACACCGUCACCGACGUCCCGCUCUUCACCACCAUCAACCACCACACGGACAUCGACUGGGCCUUCCUGUCGGAGUCUCAAGAGCACUGCGGCUUCGCAAUGGAGGACCAGAAAUGCGCCAUCGCUCAGGGCAAGGUGCUGGGCGGCGGGAGUGUUCUGAACUACAUGAUUUACAACCGAGGCAACCGGAGGGACUACGAUAACUGGGCCGCGGGAGGGGCCACGGGCUGGUCUUUCGACGAGGUUCUGCCCUACUUCAAAAAAUCCGAAGACAACACCAACGACACCUUCGUCGCAAACGGUUACCAUGGAACGGGCGGAGAGCUGACGGUGAGUUCUACGAAGUACCAGACGUACGUCCUCCACGCGUUCCUAAAUGCCGGAAAAGAGCUCGGCUACGACGUGCUCGACCAGAACGGCCCUAAACAAACCGGGUUCGGCGCCACACAGUUCACGGUGCGUGGCAAGGAGCGCUGGUCGACGGCCAAAGCUUACGUCUUGCCCGUGGCGGGUCGCGAGGGAAGGCGGAACCUGCACGUAUCCAUCUUCUCCAAGGUCACAAAGAUCUUGAUCGAGAACGGGCGAGCCACGGGCGUGACCUUGAUGAAGGGAAAGCGCAAGUACAUCGUGCACGCCAAGAAGGAGGUCAUCGUGUCGGCGGGCGUCAUGAACUCGCCCAAGAUCCUCAUGCUGUCCGGAAUCGGCCCCAGAGAGCACCUCGAAGAGCUGAAGAUUCCCGUGGUUGCUGACCUGCCCGUGGGAAAGAACCUCCAGGACCACACUCUCGUCGGCGGAGCCUCCGUGCACGUGAACGAGAGUUUCAACGAAGGCUUCGGAGGCGUCAAAGGCGCCCUGGACUACUACCGUUUUCACACAGGACCAUGGACGAUCCCCGGCGGCAUCGAGGGCAUCGCCUUCAUAAAGACCAAGUACGCGAACCAGAGCGACGACUUCCCGGACGUCGAGAUCAUGCUCAACACCAUCCCGCCCACUUCGGCGUACAGCGAGCCCUAUAUACGCGGCAUGGGCCUUAAAGAAGAAGUGUACGCUAAAUAUUACCUUCCUCACCGGGACAAGCCUGUUUUUACUAUGGUCCCCUUCGUGCUCCGACCAAAGUCAAGGGGAGAAGUCAAGCUUCGUUCCAGCAACCCCGACGAUCCCCCGCUUAUCAACACGGGAUACUACAGCCAUCCGGACGACAUCAAGGUCAUAGUGGAAGGUCUGAAGGAGGUGUACAGGAUCGCGAACACGGAGGCGUUCAAGCAGCACGGUGCCGAGUUCUGGACGGAGGUGUUCCCGGGCUGCGAAGCCGAGGAGCAUUUUAGCGACGCCUACUGGAAAUGCCUGGCGCUUUCCUUUCCGACCACGGCCUACCACCCGGCGGGGACGUGCCGGAUGGGAAGCGACCACAGGGCCGUCGUGGACCCCAGACUCAGGGUCCGUGGCGGAAUCCGGGGGCUUCGCGUGGUCGACACGUCCGUCAUCCCGGAGAUGUUGUCGGGGCACCUCAACGCGCCGGUCAUCAUGAUCGCCGAGAAGGCCGCCGACAUGAUCCUGGAGGACAACGCCAACGCCGUCGCCGGGCCAAAGUCCGCGAGCUCCUCCUCGGGCACACCCGCCCCCGGGGCCGACUCGACGAGUGGUGCGAAAAGUACGACGGACGCGUUGCCUUGGCUCGCUGCCACGGCUCUCGCUGUCGCGUUGCGCUUUGGGUCCGCUAGCUAGCAGCAGCGUCUGCCCAACACCGGGUAGAAGGCAAGGACCGUGCGUGACGUCAUCGCUAGCGGAUCUCCGACCCGCCCCUAUCGGCAAACAUGCCGAAGCUCGACCAGAGUACACCGCAACGCGGCAGACGCGUGAGGCGCAGGCCUUAGCCUUCUAGGUGGUAUGUGGACAGCAGGUCGUCUGCUUCUCUCGCGGGAGUUACGGUGACGUCAAAACCGACGCCGACCUCUGAUUGGCUUUGAUUGAAAGGAUAGUGGGUAGGUCCCAAUGCUAGAGGCCUUGACCCAUUGUUUUUGUUAAGCAGCCAAUAAGAGCUCGGCGCUUUGACAUCAUCGGAAUCUCUCUGCAAGAAGUAGACGAACGUGCGCUUCGCAUUGGCCUGCUUUUCCGGUAACCAGAGAUGAAUGUUGAAGACGAUUAAACAAGCAACGCGAUGUACAUACACUUUGAUCAUGGUGAACAGUACAAACGGGCAAGUUAUGGAAAGGAUGCCGGCGAGCUGGUUUAAAAUAGACAUUUCCGCACGUGAUCGACAAGGAGAAAAAAAGGAUAGACGACACUUCUCAUUUUAAAGUUCUCUAAAAAAAAAGGUUUACCCUCUACAUUUUCCAAGUGCUCGAGCAGUACAAAACCAAAAUUAUUUGGCUCUCCAGAGCCAAAUAAAGACAUUCUUCUUCUUAUUAUUAUUAUUUUAGAAUUCUUUUAUGCUAUAUUUUUAAUAACGAAUUUUUAAGCUUCAAUUUUUAAAGAUGAUGUCAUGAUGCUUUUCAAGCGAAUAAGAGGUGUCGUUGUUUUUUAAUGUGUGGCUAUGCGAUCGAAGUUUGUAACCCUGAGUCGUCUCCUUUAAUGGUCCUUGAAAUACGGAAUGCCAUCGAUGUUGUCAGCUUGGUGUUUAAGUAAAUUUAGCAAUGGGAAAAGCAAAAUGUGUGGAAUAUUCAACACUAGAAAUAUCAUCUGUGCCAUGAACGUUCAAGUUCAGAAUAAAGUCACCUUCCGUAUUCCA